Molecule: messenger RNA, 127 nt
Organism: Didymodactylos carnosus
Lineage: Eukaryota; Metazoa; Rotifera; Eurotatoria; Philodinida; Philodinidae
Source: the annotation of a GenBank genome assembly
AUGGACCUGAGCCCCACAGCCUGGAGGAACCAUCUAGAUGGGUGCGUCCACUCCAUGCUGAAGCCUGGGGGUUCUGCAGAAGGAUCUCUUGGUUUAGUUACUAGGUGAUUUCGUGUAUAUUUGGGGU